AUGAUAACUAAGCCCAAGACCAUGUUGACCCUCCAGAUGUUACAGCAGAAAAAGACUCCAACCAACCUGCUCAUCCUCUCUCUGGCUGUGUCUGAUCUCCUGGUGGGACUCAUUGUGAUACCAGCAAUGACUGUAGCGAUAAUGGAAACAUGCUGGGUCCUUGGGAGAUAUUUCUGUGCGUUACUUCUCUACAUCCAUUUUUUAUGCUGUACCUCAUCUCUAGGUAAUUUAAUAUUGAUAUCGAUUGACCGUUAUGUUGCUGUGUGUCUGCCUUUAUUUUACCACUCAAGAAUAACAAUAGCAAGAAUUAAGUUUUGUAUUUUUAUUACCUGGGGUUGUUGUAUCAUGUACGAUGCUGUUCUUAUAAAAAGUUAUGUAAAUGUAAAGGUACCCAGUGGGUGUUUUGAAGAAUGUUAUUUUUUUGAAGGAGAUUUUUUGGUUAGUAUCAUUGAUUUUGUAAUUUCCCUUUUUGUCCCGUGCUCUAUUAUUGUAAUACUUUAUUUUAAGAUUUUUGUGGUGGCCAGAUCACAGGCCAGAAAGAUAUUUUUUAAAGGGGCUGCCACUCUUUCUGGUAUUAAAAUUGUACAGGCAAGUAAGUCUGAAAGAAAAGCAGCAAAGACUUUAGGUAUUGUUGUCUUUAACUACCUACUUUGUUGGAACCCAUUUUUGUACAUAUUUUGUAUACUUUUUUCAAGUGGCAAUUUAACAUUAGUUAUUAGUGCCUUUCUUCCACUUGUUAAUGCCUUUAUUAAUCCAAUAGUUUAUGCUUUAUUUUAUCCAUGGUUCAAAGUCACAGCAAAACGUAUUUUAACUCUGAAGCUGUUGUAG
Molecule: messenger RNA, 828 nt
Organism: Esox lucius (northern pike)
Lineage: Eukaryota; Metazoa; Chordata; Actinopteri; Esociformes; Esocidae
Product: trace amine-associated receptor 13c-like
Exons: 2
Coding region: 1-828 (275 amino acids)
Biological process (GO): G protein-coupled receptor signaling pathway
Cellular component (GO): membrane
Molecular function (GO): trace-amine receptor activity
Source: RefSeq, a predicted model, not a curated record